UACGUGCAUGUGUCCAUGUUACGUCUCAUAAAAACGUUGGUUAAAGCGUUGGCUUAUGUUCUUCAUCGCUAUUUUUUUUGAUUAACUACAUCAUAACAGAAAGUUGAAAUUAAAUAUAAUUUUAAACAACAAAAGUAAUGGAUAAAUUUGGGUUUUCUCAAUCAUUUAGUUUUAUAGAUAUAUCUGUACUUAUUUUUUGAAGUAUAUAAAGAGCAUCGAAUUAUGAUGGCUGAAUGUUAAUUUAUAAAGAGAUAUUUUAGAGAAAAAUUAAAUUAAUAUCUAAAAAAUGAAUGAAGAAGACAAAUUGAUAGAACCUGUAGCAACUAGCGCGAAAUCUAAAAAAAUUGUUGCUAUUGAUAAGAAAACCGUUCAUCAAAUUUGUUCUGGACAGGUAGUACUCGAUCUUGCUGGUGCAAUUAAAGAAUUAGUAGAAAAUAGCCUUGAUAGUGGAGCUACUCAAGUUACAGUUAAAUUAAUAAACUACGGAAAAACUAGUAUUACUGUAAUUGACAAUGGAAGUGGUGUCGUAGAAGAUGACUUUGAAGGACUUGGUUUAAAACAUCACACAUCCAAACUACGUGAUUUUGUUGAUCUUCAAGAUGUAUCAACAUUUGGAUUUCGUGGUGAAGCUUUAAGUUCGCUUUGUGCUUUGUCAGAUUUAACUGUUACCACAAAACAUGAUAACAAUGAAUAUGCGUAUAAAUUACAAUUUGAUAAAAACGGAAAUUUGCAAAAAAAAGAAGUAUGUGCACGUGAAAGAGGUACAACAGUAUGUGUACAAAAUCUUUUCAAAAGUCUUCCAGUCAGAUAUAAAGAAUUUGAAAAAAACAUUAAAAGAGAAUUUGGAAAAGCUGUUAAUAUAUUAAAUGGGUAUUGUUUAGUAUCAGUAGGAGUUAAAAUAUUAUGUACAAAUGUACUUGAAAAUAAAUCUAAUAACGUAGUAGUAUCAACAACUGGAACUGGUAACGUUUUAGAAAAUGCUGUCUCUGUUUUUGGAAAAAAAAUAAUUCAUGGUGUUGAGAAUAUUGAAAUAGUAUCUCUGGAUGAAGAUACUCGUCGAGAAUUUAAUUUAUCUCAAAAAGAUGAAGUCAAUUUUACGUGGGAGUUUUAUGCUAGUAGCUGUGAACACAAUAUGGGUCUUAAUUCAUCGAAUAGACAAUUUUUCUUUGUUAAUGGUCGACCAUGUAAUCUAGCGAAAAUUUCUAAAUUAAUUAACAACAUAUAUCAUAACUAUAAUAAUAAACAAUAUCCAUUUGUUUAUUUAAAUUUAAAAUUGAAUCAAGAAGCAGCAGAUUUUAAUGUAACUCCUGAUAAACGAACAAUAUUUCUCAUUCAGGAAAAGUUAGUAUUGGCUACAAUAAAAAUUAGUUUAUCAAAAAAAUGGGAUAAAAUGCAAGGAAUUUUCAGUGAAGCAGGUUCAAUUCAGUUCCAAAGUACGUUAAAACGUAACUUUUCGAGUACAAAUGCUACUUCAAGUACGAAAUCAAGUCCACCUACCAAAAGAAAAUUAAUGGAUUUAGAAUUUUUUGAGGACAUGGAAAGAAAUGAUUCUCAAAUAUUUUCAUCAUCAAAAAUACAUCGAAAUAAAUCUAAAUUGUAUUUACCAGAAAAGAUACCGGAUUCUGAAAUGAAAAUUAGUAUAGAAUCUAUCCGGAAAGCAAUUGAGUCCAAACUUAAAUUACAAAAAGAAAAAAAGAACAUAAAAUAUCAAGUCAAAUUUAAAGUAGAUUUAGAAAUGGCUAAUAAUACAUCGGCGGAAGAAGAAUUAAAUAAACAUUUGACUAGAGAAAGUUUUCUUAAGAUGGUACCUAUAGGACAAUUCAAUUUAGGAUUUAUAAUAGCUAGGUUGGAAGGUGAUUUAUUUUUAAUUGAUCAGCAUGCAUCUGAUGAAAAAUUUCAAUUUGAAAAAUUAAAUAAUCAAACAAAAUUGAAAACUCAAAAAUUGGUAGCACCUAAACUUUUGAAUUUAACCGCUUUAAAUGAGUCAAUAGCUAUUGAAAAUAAAGAUUUACUUGAAGCCAAUGGAUUCUCAAUUAAAUUUAAUGAAGAUGGUGAGUCAGGAAAACGCCUUCAAUUAGUUGAAAUACCAGUAAGUGGUAAUUGGCAAUUUGGCCAAACAGACAUAGAAGAAUUACUUUUUCUAAUAAAAGAAGGAGAUUCUGAUGGAAUUAAAAAUCAAGUUUUAAAUAAAAAAAUUUUAAGACCUAGUAGAGUACGAGAUAUGUUAGCAUCGCGAGCUUGUCGAAGUGCAGUGAUGAUAGGUACAGCUUUAAAUCAUUCAGAAAUGUAUCGAAUAAUUACACAAAUGAGUCAAAUAUCAAGACCAUGGAAUUGUCCUCAUGGAAGACCAACAAUGAGACAUUUAUUAUCUCUUAAAUAUAUCAUGGAUGAAUAAAAUAUUCCGAUAUUUUUUGAAAAUAUUUUCUUUAUUUAGUUUAUACACUAAUGGUACGAAAUAUAUUAAAACCAGAAUGAGCUGUAGAAAUGAUUGUACCCGGACACUGAGGAUGCCAGUGAAGUUCUUUGAUAUCAGACUGCCCUUGAUGAAUAAAUAAUAAUUGAGGUGGUAA
Messenger RNA from Chelonus insularis, 2570 nucleotides. It is a transcript of the gene Pms2, whose product is annotated as mismatch repair endonuclease PMS2. The record is from RefSeq and is a predicted model, not a curated record. The transcript is spliced from 5 exons. Gene Ontology annotation, molecular function: ATP hydrolysis activity; ATP-dependent DNA damage sensor activity; ATP binding. The coding region runs from base 287 to 2395 and encodes 702 amino acids. Gene Ontology annotation, biological process: mismatch repair. Lineage: Eukaryota; Metazoa; Arthropoda; Insecta; Hymenoptera; Braconidae. Gene Ontology annotation, cellular component: MutLalpha complex.